Humulus lupulus (European hop) is the source of this 3478-nucleotide messenger RNA. RefSeq names its product chaperone protein ClpB3, chloroplastic. Bases 337 to 3270 code for a protein of 977 amino acids. Gene Ontology annotation, cellular component: cytoplasm. Gene Ontology annotation, molecular function: ATP binding; ATP hydrolysis activity. The transcript is spliced from 10 exons. Lineage: Eukaryota; Viridiplantae; Streptophyta; Magnoliopsida; Rosales; Cannabaceae. Gene Ontology annotation, biological process: protein refolding; cellular response to heat. The record is from RefSeq and is a predicted model, not a curated record.
CCAACCCAUACCACCAGACUCCUCCCGACGUUUCACGAACACUCUCCACUUUUCUCUCAGACAAUACAUCAAACACUCUCAAUUCACAACGUAAAGCUCUGUAUUUUUAUGGUUUGAGGGCUUCAUUUUCAAAACCCAUCACCAAGAACACAAAGGAAAAGAAAAGAAGGUUUACUGUGAGUUUUCUAAAUUCUCACGCAAAGUUUGUAUUUCAUUAUUUUUUUCAUAAUUCUAGGCAACUGUAAAUAUUCCCACUUUCUAUAUUAAAGUAACUCUUAACUUAUAACUAUUACUGGAAAAACCUUGAGUGGAGUGGGGAGCUCUGCUCUGGCAACAAUGGCCUCCACCACUUCCUUUGCUUCUGGGGUCAGUCUUCAUCUUUCUUCCAACCGUUGUAGUAGAGCUGCUCUCUUUGCUCGGCCCCAGCUUUCUUUGAUCUUUCCGCGGACACCCAAUUCGUUUCGGGCCUUAAAGUCGCUGCAAUUGAAACGAAAUGGUGCGUUCUCAAACGGGAUUCAAAGAUUUGGUCGGAGUUCGAGGCGGCUUGUUGUUCGUUGUGAUGCUUCGACUGGAAGGCAGAUUACUCAACAAGAGUUCACUGAGAUGGCUUGGCAAGCCAUUGUUUCUUCUCCGGAAGUAGCGAAAGAGAACAAGCAUCAGAUAGUGGAGACUGAACAUCUGAUGAAGGCCCUCUUGGAGCAGAAGAAUGGCCUUGCUCGUAGGAUUUUCUCAAAAGUUGGGGUCGACAAUACUCGUCUUCUUGAGACCACUGAUAAUUUCAUCCAACGCCAGCCGAAGGUUCUGGGUGAGUCUGCAGGUUCGAUGUUAGGCCGUGAUUUGGAGGCUCUAAUUCAACGUGCCAGAGACUACAAGAAAGAGUAUGGUGACUCGUUUGUGUCUGUGGAGCAUUUGGUUCUUGGUUUUGCUCAAGACCAACGGUUUGGGAAGCAAUUGUUGAAGGAUUUUCAGGUGCCUGCUCAAAGUUUGAAAUCCGCAAUAGAGUCCAUAAGGGGACGCCAAUCAGUAAUCGACCAAGAUCCUGAAGGGAAGUAUGAAGCAUUGGAAAAGUAUGGGAAAGACUUGACAGCCAUGGCAAAAGCAGGAAAGCUUGAUCCUGUAAUAGGAAGAGAUGAUGAAAUACGCAGGUGCAUUCAGAUUCUCUCUAGAAGAACAAAGAACAAUCCUGUACUCAUUGGUGAGCCAGGAGUGGGAAAAACAGCUAUUUCUGAAGGGCUUGCCCAAAGAAUUGUGCACGGUGAUGUGCCACAAGCUUUGAUGAAUCGUAAGCUUAUAUCCCUUGACAUGGGUGCACUCAUUGCUGGGGCAAAAUACAGGGGUGAAUUUGAAGAUAGGCUAAAGGCGGUUCUUAAGGAAGUAACAGACUCAGAGGGCCAGAUUGUCCUUUUUAUUGAUGAGAUCCACACAGUUGUUGGUGCAGGUGCCACAAAUGGUGCAAUGGAUGCGGGCAAUCUCUUGAAGCCUAUGCUUGGACGAGGAGAGUUACGGUGCAUUGGUGCAACAACACUAGAUGAAUAUCGCAAGUACAUUGAGAAAGAUCCUGCAUUGGAGCGUCGUUUCCAGCAAGUAUAUGUAGAUCAACCUACAGUUGAAGAUACCAUAUCAAUCCUCAGGGGAUUGCGCGAGAGAUAUGAGCUGCAUCAUGGAGUCCGAAUAUCUGAUGGUGCUCUUGUUGAAGCUGCUAUUCUAUCAGACCGUUAUAUCAGCGGGAGGUUUUUACCUGACAAAGCUAUUGACUUAGUUGAUGAAGCAGCUGCUAAACUGAAAAUGGAGAUUACUUCAAAACCCACUGCUCUUGAUGAGAUCAAUCGUUCAGUGUUGAAACUUGAGAUGGAACGGUUAUCUCUUAAAAAUGAUACAGAUAAAGCUUCUAAAGACAGGUUGAGUCGCCUUGAUGCUGAGUUGUCUCUCUUAAAGGAGAAACAAGCGCAAUUGAGUGAGCAAUGGGAGCAUGAAAGGUCUGUGAUGACUCGGCUUCAGUCAAUCAAAGAAGAGAUUGACAGGGUAAACCUUGAGAUCCAGCAGGCUGAACGGGAGUACGAUCUUAACCGUGCAGCUGAACUGAAGUACGGGAGCCUGAACUCAUUGCAGCGCCAACUUGCUGGUGCAGAAAAAGAGUUGGACGAGUAUAUGAAAUCAGGGAAGUCCAUGCUCAGAGAGGAAGUUACUGGAAAUGAUAUUGCUGAAAUAGUCAGUAAAUGGACCGGUAUUCCUGUUUCCAAGCUUCAACAGUCCGAGAGAGAAAAACUGCUCCACUUGGAGGAAGAGCUGCAUAAACGUGUGGUUGGUCAGGACCCUGCAGUAACUGCUGUCGCGGAGGCCAUCCAACGAUCACGAGCGGGUCUAUCAGAUCCUCACAGGCCAAUUGCUAGCUUCAUGUUUAUGGGGCCAACUGGUGUUGGGAAGACAGAACUAGCCAAGGCCCUCGCAUCUUACAUGUUCAACACUGAAGAAGCACUUGUGAGAAUUGACAUGAGCGAAUACAUGGAAAAACAUGCCGUAUCAAGAUUGAUUGGUGCGCCACCUGGUUAUGUAGGGUACGAGGAGGGAGGACAGCUGACAGAGACUGUUCGCCGGAGGCCUUAUGCAGUUAUUCUGUUUGAUGAGAUUGAAAAGGCACAUUCUGAUGUCUUUAAUGUUUUCCUUCAAAUAUUAGACGAUGGCAGAGUAACCGACUCGCAGGGUCGCACUGUGAGUUUCACAAAUACUGUCAUCAUCAUGACAUCCAAUGUUGGCUCACAGUACAUUCUCAACACAGAUGAUGAGACCUCACCAAAGGAGUUGGCCUAUGAAACCAUAAAGCGACGGGUAAUGGAAGCUGCGAGAUCUGUCUUUCGCCCUGAGUUCAUGAACCGUGUGGAUGAGUAUAUAGUAUUCCAGCCCCUGGACCGUGAACAGAUCAACAGCAUUGUCCGCUUACAGUUGGCACGAGUGCAAAAGAGGAUUGCAGAUCGUAAAAUGAAGAUCACAGUGAGCGAAGCAGCUAUCGAGCUUCUCGGAAGCCUUGGCUAUGAUCCAAACUAUGGUGCCAGGCCGGUGAAGCGAGUGAUACAACAGUUUGUUGAGAAUGAACUUGCCAAAGGCAUAUUGAGAGGAGAUUUUAAGGAAGAAGACAGUGUGUCGAUUGACACAGAAGUGACACCCUUCUCCAACGGCCAGCUCCCCCAGCACAAGCUAGUCUUCCGGAGGCUAGAGACUGAAACUGAGCCUCAAGCUGCAGAAGGUCAAGAGGCUUUGUCAGGAACUGUAUAAUUGUCUUCCUUUGGAUUUAGCCUCCUCUUCUCUUCACAAUAAAAUAGCUUUUCACCUAAAUUUUGGAACAUAUAUCAAUGCUUUGCUAGAGCAACAAGUUAUUGUAUAUGGCUUCUUCUACCUUAAAUAGAAAUUCUUUGAGCUACGGUUUCUUUAGUGUCAAUAAAAAUAAAUAAAUAUAUCAAAUCAAAUCAGUGAUUGAUUCUUA